Molecule: messenger RNA, 731 nt
Organism: Linum trigynum
Lineage: Eukaryota; Viridiplantae; Streptophyta; Magnoliopsida; Malpighiales; Linaceae
Source: the annotation of a GenBank genome assembly
AUCCAAAACACACCAAACAAACUCACACCAAGAAUCACUUUUCGAACGAAAGAUGAAGCCCGUUAAGUUUUUCGUGGCUAUAACUACCAUCGUAGCAUUUCUCUCCACCGUCAGUGCUAAUCCCGUUGGUGGGUGGCAGCCGAUAGAGAACAUACACAGCUAUCGUGUACAGGAGAUUGCCAAGUUUGCAGUGGGAAUGCACAACUUGGAAAAUGGUUUCAAACAUCGCUUGAGACUCGUAAGCAUUCGGAGGGGCCUAGUCCAAGUGGUGGAUGGCUUGAACUACAAGCUCGACGUGAUGGCGGCCGGAGGCAACAGGCUCGACUCCGAUGGGAGUAUGUAUCGAACGGAAUUUUACGUGAGGCGUGGCGCAAUGGAGCUCAAGUAUUUCACACCUAUAUUUGAGGGAUUGAAUUAAAAUUCUUCAGGAACAAUAAUUUAGCCGUCUUUGAUUUUAUUAGUAUGUUUCAUAUGUUAGUUUGAUUAAUAAUUAGAGAUAACAUAAGCUUUUGUUGGUUAUCUAGUGAUGUUAUUAGCUGAUUUUGUCUUUUUUAUCUUAAGUAUGAGUGUGCCUUAACUGUUAGUGUCUCCGUUUUAAUUUAUACAAAUCUUUCCGCUAGAUAUUGUUAUAUUGCACCAAAUGUCACGAAUGACGAAGGUCAAAACCAACAAAUAUAUUUUAAAAGCCCCUUAUGGCUACCAUAUGACUUUAAUAUAACAACAAUUACUUA